Linum trigynum is the source of this 2685-nucleotide messenger RNA. NCBI's taxonomy places the organism in Eukaryota, Viridiplantae, Streptophyta, Magnoliopsida, Malpighiales, Linaceae. The record is from the annotation of a GenBank genome assembly.
GCCAAUGGCUACUUGGGGUUGGAAAUUGACCGCCAACAAGCAACAGCUUCUGUUCUUUUCCGCUUCACCUACCCCGCCAUUUCCCACAAUAAAAGAAUUCCCAAAAAGGCUUCUUCUUUCAGUCUCAAUAUGACCAGAACAAGAAGCAAGAAUGGGACUUUUACUACACAUUUAGCAGCAGCAGCAAUUUCUUCAAGCUCCAAACCUGCAAAAAUGGCGAGAAGUGGAAGACGAACCAAAACUACUCUACUAUUCUUACUCCUUCUAGCUCUCGCUGCCUUCUGCGCCUUCGUCCCCGCCCUCUCCAUUCUUCUCCCUUCUUUUCCCCACGGCAACAAUCGCAGCUCUUCCCGUCGCCAAUUGGUUGAUGCUCGAACGUUUGAGAUUGCUGAAGACAUGUUCUGGAAAGAUGGCCAUCCUUUUCGGAUUAUCGGGGGCGAUUUGCAUUACUUCCGCACAGUUCCUGAGUAUUGGGAAGAUAGACUGCUCAAGGUGAAGGCAUUGGGAUUGAACACGAUUCAAACGUACGUUCCGUGGAAUCUUCAUGAACCGCAACCUGGGAAGCUCAGUUUUGAAGGCAUAGCUGAUCUUGUGUCGUUCCUGAAGUUGUGUCAGAAGUUGGAUUUACUUGUUCUGCUUCGAGCCGGUCCUUAUAUAUGUGGAGAAUGGGAUUUGGGGGGAUUCCCUGCUUGGUUACUAGCCACUGAACCACCUCUCAAGCUGAGAUCAUCGGACCCUGCUUAUCUCCGAUUGGUUGAUAAAUGGUGGGGAACCCUGCUUCCUAAGGUAGCACCCUUACUUUACAAUAAUGGUGGUCCGAUUAUUAUGGUUCAGAUAGAAAACGAAUUCGGUUCUUAUGGGGAUGACCAAAAUUAUCUGCAUCACUUAGUACAAUUGGCCCGAAGACAUCUUGGAGACAGCAUAAUCUUGUAUACCACUGAUGGAGGUGCUAGGGAAAACCUUCAGAAAGGAACCAUUCGUGGAGGUGCUGUUUUCUCAGCUGUUGACUUCACCACUGGUGAUGAUCCUUGGCCUAUAUUCAAAUUGCAGAAAGAGUUUAACGAACCAGGAAAAUCACCACCACUCUCCACGGAGUUCUAUACUGGCUGGCUAACACAUUGGGGUGAAAAGAUUGCAACAACUGAUGCGGACUCUACUGCAUCAGCUCUGGAAAAGAUACUAUCACGUAAUGGUUCUGCUGUACUCUACAUGGCACAUGGUGGAACAAACUUUGGAUUUUACAGUGGAGCAAAUACUGGUACGGAUGAGUCCGAUUACAAGCCAGACCUCACUUCCUAUGAUUAUGAUGCGCCAAUCAGUGAAUCUGGAGAUGUUGACGGCGCUAAGUUUACUGCUUUGAGGAAGGUCAUAAGCCUUCACAGUGCAACAUCUCUUCCCCAAGUUCCUGCCAAUAUUCGAAAAAUAGGAUAUGGACCUAUUAACUUGCACAAAACCAGCUCACUGUUUGACUUACUCGAUCUAGAAAAAUCUAUUGAAGCAGUUGAAUCAGUAGACCCACUCCCCAUGGAGUCACUGGGACAGAUGUUUGGUUUCGUGGUAUACAUCUCUAGCUAUUCUUCCAAGGUCAAAGGGAACUCCUUGUACAUACCAGAGGUUCAUGACAGAGCUCAGGUGUUUACAUCUUGUGCUACUGGAAAUAACAAAGGGCGCCCGACAUAUAUUGGUGCUGUUGAAAGGUGGUCAAAUAAACAACUUGGCCUUCCGAAUGCAAAAUGCACUUCCAAUACCAGCUUAUUUAUUUUGGUCGAAAAUAUGGGCCGUGUAAACUAUGGACAAUACACCUUUGACAGAAAGGGAAUUCUUUCUUCUGUAUAUAUAGAUGGAAAGGCUUUGCAUGGAUGGAGAAUGAUAUCAGUACCUCUGCAUAACCUGAAUGAAGAGCCGAAAAUAAACCUGAAUGAAAUGCUGAAAGUUAAUCCCAUUUCCCGGGUCUCACAGGCUAGUGCACUCACAGUAUCCACAGGAAAAAAGGCGAAACAUACGUCAAGAGUUAUCUCAGUCGAACCGACCUUCUAUGCUGGCAGUUUCUCUGUUGAUAAAGCUAACCCAAUCUCAGAUACAUACAUAUCAUUCAGAGGCUGGGGGAAAGGAGUUGCCUUUGUUAAUGACUUCAAUAUUGGAAGAUACUGGCCGUCUUUUGGACCACAAUGCAAUCUCUAUGUCCCUGCUCCAGUACUUAAGCACGGGGAGAACGUUCUGGUGAUACUAGAGCUUGAAUCUCCUAGCCCUGAACUUUUGAUACACUCAGUUGAUAAUCAAGACUUUACCUGUGGUUCAAGGAAACCAAACUUGCAGAGAUUGGACGUACUUUAACUCCCUUGUAAACUGAACCGAUGAUCAAAUGGUGAUCUCACCCUAAUCAACCGAACUAAGACUAUCGCCAUGCAUGCAAUUUCAGUAGCUGGGAUCAAAUAUCCAGAGUUGAAGAUGAGUACAAUGCGUGGCAAGAAGACAGGUCUUGGUUUAAAAACCAGUGUUUAUACUUUGUAGUAACUUGUAAAGGUUGGAGUUCAGUUCCCAGUUUCCAAGGCAAGCUUUUGCUGGCCAGUUAUUCAAAUCUUUUCUUUAACCAUGAGGGCAAUGUAUCAUAAAGGCAACAAGAUCUUUGGCCAAACUUUCAUAAACAAAAUCACAUCUCUGCUGAAAUCAAAGCAUUCAGGCAUA